AUGGAGGAUCACAGCGAGAGCAGCUCUCUGCUGGAGCCUGACACGGUGUCCAUGGUCCAGCCGCUGCAGAUCGGCUCGUUGGCCAAGAUGGCUGUUGGCUUACCAACUCUUCCAUGGUUCCGUGUAGAUGAGACGCUGCUGGAGGAGAAUCUAGAGGAAUCGGGAUGCGAUCCUGAGGGCACCUGGUUGCAGUCUUCCCUCCGCAGCAGCAUCCUGACAAUGGCGUUUGGGGAAGAUCUUCAGCCUCCUCAGAAGACGGAAAUUCUCCUUGUGGCCAUUGAAGCCUUGACAGCGGAUGACGUCCACGACAGGCAGAUGGGCAUCGGCAUCGUGGACAUAGCCAUGAAAUACCAUGUGUCCUGGCUGAGGGAUGUGCCAAAAGUCCUGAGAGGCAUCCACAAAAUUGUGGAACACAUCCAUGCGGAGCUGGCCCGGCACAGCCUGGACUUGCUGCUGCUACUGCUGCUCAGGUGGAGGCCCAGGGAGGUGGUCAGGACCCUGCUGGACAUCUCUCCAACAUGUGACAGCGCUGCCGUGGCCCUGUGGGAAGUGCUGAUCUCCGGGCGCUGGGCUUUGUGGAGAGUCUUGUCAGAGAUGCUGAGCGUGCUGCAGGACUGCCGGCUGCGCAGGGUCUUCAGCUGUGCCGCAGAGGACUCCUGCAUCUACCCCUUGGCUGUGAGUGACCACGCUCUGCCCCAGAGCUCUGCCUUUGUUCUCCUCCUCCUCCUCCCAGACGCCUGUGCCACAUGCUCAGGCCCACCCGAUGCUGGUUUGGCCCCACCAAGCCUGUCCCGGCACAGGCAGCACUCUGCCUUCCACCCUGCCUGCAUCCCCCUGCCUGGCUCUGGCCCUGGCACAGAGACGUGGGGACUCUGA
Messenger RNA from Athene cunicularia (burrowing owl), 876 nucleotides. RefSeq lists its product as uncharacterized. Lineage: Eukaryota; Metazoa; Chordata; Aves; Strigiformes; Strigidae. The coding region runs from base 1 to 876 and encodes 291 amino acids. The record is from RefSeq and is a predicted model, not a curated record. The transcript has 5 exons.